Molecule: messenger RNA, 751 nt
Organism: Durusdinium trenchii
Lineage: Eukaryota; Dinophyceae; Suessiales; Symbiodiniaceae
Source: the annotation of a GenBank genome assembly
GGUGUUUAAGGAGAUACCUGGUCUGUCAGGGCUCAAUGCAGCGCUCGACUACAUGCACAUCAAGCACCUGAACACAGAUCAGUAUUGUCUCUCAGCAGUACUGUACUAUUUGACGCACAUAUGGCUGCCUGGAUCACCUGCUGAAAACGCUGUCCACAUUUGGAAGCAAGUUCAAGAAGCCUAUAAGGUUCUUGGGGUCAGUGACCGCUUCUAUGACCUCAGCAAGAUCAAUAUGUUUGUCAAAAAGAACACUUGCAAGCUCAAGGGCAAGGCAGCCCAGGUCAAAGGCCUGGUGUUGCCUUUGGCCCAUGUGUGGGAAGCACAUUACAACCCACAUUGCUUGGUCCAUCGCAAAAUCAGAGCAAUGCUCAUUGCAAAUGCUACCAUGGAGUUGCUCAUGACAAAGAACAAGAAGCUGACAGCAUUUCCAAGUGCUGAUGCCUUGAAGAUGAGGAACCAGUGCCAUGUGAUGGCACACCUUAUGUGGGACCUCUCUCAGCACUUUGCAGCUGAAGAAGGCCUUCCACAUAUGUUCAUAUGCACCUCCAAGCUGCACAUGCUGGUGCACAUCUGUGAAUAUACCCAGGCUGUACCCCCAAGACUCUUUUGGUGCUACAGUGCUGAAGACUUCAUGGGGGUCAUCCGCAAAAUUUGCAGGAAUUGUGCCAAAGGCACUCCCCCGCUUCAGGGUGGACAGAAAGCUUUGGAGCAUUGGCGAAUGCUCUUUUCUCUGCAGCUAGAACAGACCUGA